UUGUGCAUAGUUCAGAGGUAUGUCAUUUACUUCAGCUGUUUUUAUCCCUUUGUCAAGAGAUUGUUGCUGACCUUCUGCAGGUAUUGGUUCUGCUACUUUGCUCUCAUCAGCACACGUAGUAAGCCCUUGUUCAUUCAGCAUCACUAUCUGCCCCGGAUUAACUUUGUGUGCAGGAGCCAACACAACUCCUGUACUCUUCUACACUUGUUUCACAUGUUGUGGCCUAUUUAUUUUAGGCUGUUGAACUUGCUUAACCUCCUCCUUGCGAGCUCUUGUACAGUUAUGACCAAUUUUUAAGCACUUCCCACAGAAUUCAGAUUUCCAGUUAUAUUCCACUAUCUGAUCAAACAUUCUACAUGAGUCAUCUAUAAUAGGGACCUUGCUAGGAAGAGGUUUAGUGACAUUCACCUCAAUGAGGAUUUUGGCAUAAGAGAUUCUAGUUUGUUUGGUAGUACACUCAUCUGCAAACAGUGGAAUCCCUAUUGUACUUGCUAUUCUACUCAAUGAGCUACCUCCCGAGUAGUUCAUGGGAAGUUUGGGAAAUCUAAACCCAAAGAGGAAUCUCAGUUAAAAAUUCAGCAUCAAAAUCAAACUGUGGACUCCAUUGUUUCAUUAUCAUGGUCCUAUUGUUGACUGUGUAAGGUCGCUCACACAGAAUUUUCUUCAUAUCAGCUAUGGAUUGAAACCUAAUGAUGUGGUAACCAUCAUCAUGAGAAUAGAGCUCUGGCAGAGUGACCGUAUUCCACAUCUUGUUUAUAUAUCUAUGCAUAUAGUUAUACCCUGGCUUUUCCCCAAUUACAUAAAUGAUUAGGGCACAUUUCCAUUUUAAAGUUUCAGCUUCUAAAUCUGAUUUCUCAAGUUUGGCCACAAGAUUACCUUCUACUACUUCAGGAGUAAUGUAGUGCAAAGGCAUACCAUUAGCAGCUGAUCGAUUACCAUUAAGGACCCCAGCCUAAGUUGGUUCCCUGGUACUUUCCGGCAAUGGAACAAUAAUGUGUGCUGGUGACUGAUUCUCGGCUUCCUUCUUCUUCCCCAAUGUAGCUUUAGCUGAUUUUGGAGCUUGAUUUCCAGCUUCCAGCUCCUUUCCCAAUGGAAUAAUAACACCCCUAGAUGGAGAAUGUGUUACACUAUCUCUCAAAUUCACUUGCAUAAGAAUAGGGCUCUGAUUUGCUCGUUUCUGCUGUUGGCUUGCAGAUGCAGAGGCUCCAACAUAAGGGAUCUGGAUAAGUAUUUCACCUCUUACCUAUGUUUUGGAGGUCCCUGAGAUUGACUCCAUGACUGCCGACGAGGUGAAAGAAACAUCAUAUCAAAGGCUCUGCGAAUCAAAGAGCAUCUUAACUGUGAAUGGACAAUUUCCAGGACCCACUAUUUAUGCUCGCAAAGGAGAAACUAUCAUUGUGGAUGUCUAUAACGAAGGGAAAACCAACAUAACCAUUCACUGGCAUGGAGUAAAACAACCUAGGAAUCCAUGGUCAGAUGGGCCAGAAUACAUAACCCAAUGUCCAAUCCAGCCAGGUUCAAAAUUCAGGCAAAUGUUGAUCUUUUCGGAUGAAGAAGGCACCUUAUGGUGGCAUGCACACAGAGAAUGGGAUCGAGCCACGGUUUAUGGUGCCAUUGUUGUUUAUCCUAAACUUGGUACUACCUAUCCUUUCCCCAGACCUGUUGCCGAACUAACCCUUGUCUUAGGGGAGUGGUGGAAAGAAAAUAUUAUGUUGGUAUAUGAGCAAUUUAUCACCUCAGGAGGUCAACCAAUUGAUUCUGAUGCUUACACAAUAAAUGGUCAGCCUGGAGAUUUUUAUCCUUGUUCGGAGCGUGAGACAUUCAAGCUAGAGGUGGAGUGUGGGAAGACAUAUCUGCUUCGGAUCAUAAACGCCGCAAUGAAUGAAAUGCUUUUCUUUAGAGUAGCAGAGCAUAAACUCAAAGUAGUUGGAACAGAUGGGAGCUACACUAAGCCCUUGACAAGGGAAUUUAUCACAAUAACUCCUGGACAAACAUUUGAUUGCAUUUUGGAGGCUAACCAAAAGCCCGGUCGUUACUACAUGGCUGCUAGAGCUUAUUCCAGUGGCGUUAAUGUCAGUUUCGACAACACAACCACCACAGCCAUAUUGGAAUACAAAGGAAAUUACGACGAAUAUUCUUCUCCUCCUUCAUUGCCUGAUUUACCUUGUUACAAUGAUACUCUUGCAUCUGUAGAUUUUAGUGCUAGUCUUAGAAGCUUGGCUUCAGAAGACCACCCAAUAUCUGUACCAACUGAAGUGAAAGAUAGGUUGAUAUCAACAGUUUCAAUAAAUGCAUACCCUUGUCCUAUAAACGGCACAAACUCUACGUGCCAAGGACCUAAUGGAACGAGACUAGCAGCGAGUAUGAACAACAUAAGCUUUGUCAACCCGUCCAUUGAUAUCCUAGAAGCAUACUAUUAUCAUAUAAAGGGUGUGUUAUUCGGGGAGAAAUUUCCAAAGUUUCCCCCAUAUGUAUUCAAUUAUACUGCAGAUGUCCUGCCUUUGCAAUUGGAAAUACCAGAAAGCGGGACACACGUAGUAAUGCUGAAGUAUAAUACCACAGUUGAGCUUGUUUUUCAAGGGACUAACCUGGUUGCUGGCAUAGAUCAUCCAAUGCAUCUACAUGGAUUUAAUUUCUACACUGUGGGAUUAGGACUUGGAAAUUUCGACGAGGGUACGGAUCCUCUGAACUAUAAUCUUGUUGAUCCUCCUCGCCAGAACACUGUUGCUGUCCCUAAAAGGGGUUGGGCUGCCAUUAGAUUCAAAGCAGACAACCCGGGAGUUUGGUUUUUGCACUGCCAUUUUGAGCGUCAUUUGACAUGGGGCAUGAGGACUGUAUUCAUUGUGAGAGAAGGAGAUUGCCCUGACGAAAAGUUGUUGCCACGUCCCUUAGACAUGCCUCUAUGCUGAUGGCUGUGUGAAUCAUGAGUGGAUUUAUGGGGGAGAUUAUGCGGCACGUAAACUCAUAAUUUUUCUAUAAAAUUAGAUAUUUUAUGUAUAUAUUUUUAAAAAUUGGUAUAAUA
Molecule: messenger RNA, 3022 nt
Organism: Nicotiana tabacum (common tobacco)
Lineage: Eukaryota; Viridiplantae; Streptophyta; Magnoliopsida; Solanales; Solanaceae
Source: RefSeq, a predicted model, not a curated record